AUGGAUCAGCCACGGCAAAGCACGACGGCGUCUCAGCCACCGGAAACACCUCCCCAGGCGUCCGAUACGGCUUCGAGACCGUCUGUUUUAUCACAGAUUCAACAACCCCCUUCCACCAAUACGAGCUCCUCCCCCGUUCCCUCUAUUCCCUCCUCUCCAGCCCCGCCAACACCAUCGCUCAACCCGAACCCUAAUCCCCCUCAAUACGCGCGCCCGGUGACAUCUCCGGCGACGCAACAGCAGCAACACCUCUCCCAGCCUCUGGGGCGACCUCCUCAGCCGACGUACUCGAGACCAUGGCAACAACACUCCCCGUACACUCACUUCUCCUCCGCAUCGUCGCCAUUGCUAUCUUCCUCAUCCGCUCCGGCUUCUUCUUCUUCUUCGUUACCUAUUACUGGACAGCAAAGAGGCGGCAUGGCGAUUGGCGUUCCAGCUUCCCCAAUUCCGAGUCGCUCUCCUACAACUUCUCAGCCUUCACCUUCUGGUUUCCCGGGCUCGUUUGGGCAGCAAUACGGCGGAUUGGGCCGUGGAACAGUCGGAAUGUCAGAAGCGACGUCCAAUUCAAGCUCUCCGCAGGUUAGGAUGAUGCAAGGAACGCAGGGAAUUGGGAUGAUGGGAACGCUUGGCUCAGGCUCCCAAAUGCGGCCAAGUGGGAUGCCUCAGCACCAGCAGAGACCGACUCAAUCGUCUCUAAGACCAGCUUCCUCCCCAACUAGCCAGUCUCCUCCCGUUCACCAAAACUUUCAAGGGCAAAGCCUUAUGAGACCUUCACCUAUUGGUUCUCCUGGUGUCCAAUCUACUACUGGUGCAGCACAACAAAGCUUGCAAGCCAUUAAUCAACCGUGGUUAUCACCUUCUCCCCAAGGAAAACCGCCUUUGCCACCUCAACCUUCGUAUAGACCGCCAGUAAAUAAUCCCUCCUUGCAACAGAGAUCUCAUAUUCCUCAGCAACAUCUUUCCACGUCAGCAGCAACUUCACAGCCUCAGCAACCACAAUCUCAACAACAACAGCAACAUCAGCCUCAAGAGCAACUUCAACAGCUGAGAAAUCCGCAGCAGCCUUUACCUCACCCACAUCAACAGAAUCGGGUCCAAGGGUUGGUGAAUCAGAAAGCUACUUCUCUGGCAAUGCCGAACCAGCAGCCUCCUGUGCCUCAACCAGGAAACCAAGCUAAAACGGUUUCAGCAGAGAAUGAGGAGUCUGAUGAUCGUAUACUGGGAAAAAGAAGCAUCCAUGAGCUACUUCAGCAGAUUGAUCCGUCAGAGAAAUUGGAUCCAGAGGUUGAAGACAUCCUUGCUGAUAUUGCUGAAGACUUUGUGGAAUCAAUCACAACUUUUGGAUGUUCUUUAGCCAAGCAUAGAAAGUCAGAUACUCUAGAGGCUAAGGACAUCUUGCUCCACGUUGAAAGAAACUGGAAUAUCAGGCCUCCUGGUUUUAGCAGUGAUGAGAUCAAGACAUUUCGAAAGCCACUGACAACAGAUAUUCAUAAAGAGAGACUUGCCGCUAUAAAGAAGUCAGUCGCGGUGACAGAAGCAGCAAACGCGAGGAAUCCGUUUGGGCACGGGACGGCUAAUGCAAGAGGAGGUCAAGCAAAGACGCCUGCUAAUCCCUUUCAUCACUGA
Messenger RNA from Microthlaspi erraticum, 1626 nucleotides. The record is from the annotation of a GenBank genome assembly. NCBI's taxonomy places the organism in Eukaryota, Viridiplantae, Streptophyta, Magnoliopsida, Brassicales, Brassicaceae.